Messenger RNA from Rotaria sordida, 2364 nucleotides. The record is from the annotation of a GenBank genome assembly. Lineage: Eukaryota; Metazoa; Rotifera; Eurotatoria; Philodinida; Philodinidae.
UAUCUUGAUUUACUUACGAAUCCAUUCAAUGAAAAUGAAUGGAAUCAUCUUUCACUUGGCCCAUCAUUUAUACGAUUAAAUCAAAGUGCUAUUCGUCCUGUAAAGCAUCAAGAAGCUGAAAUUAAAAAUGAACAUAAAGAAAUUACAGAAAAAGUUCACAGUCAUCUUAUUCAAAAACAUAGUAUCCCAUGCAAAGCACGUAUUUUAACAGACUAUUCGAAUGAUGUUUUUGAUCAUUUCAAUCAAUGUUAUUUUACUCCGCUAUCAUGCAAAGAACAAAUUGAAGUGUUUGAACAAGCACAAAAGACUGCAACAAUUCGACAAAAAAUUAAAAAACAUGAUCUCAUUCUUCGUGUUACUGAUAAGGGUAAUAAUUUUUAUAUUGGUUCAGCAAGUGAAUUUGAAAAGAAAGCUGAAAAAUUUUUCCAAGAAACAAAUGCUUUUAUUGAAAUUUCAAUUAAUCCAUUCAAUCAAAUUCAAGAUCAUGUUAUUCAAUUACUCAAUCGAUUACGUUCAAAACAAUUUAUUUUACAAUGGCAAUAUAAUGAAAUGAUGCCCGAUCGAGAAAACUCUGAGCUAGCACAUUUAUAUUUUAAUCCAAAAACUCAUAAGGAUGGCAUACCAGUUAGACCAAUCGAAAGUACAAUACAUUCAUCAACAAGAAAUAUAUCACAAUUUCUAGAUAAAAUCAUACGACCUAUAUUUGAUGAAAAAUGUGCUUCAACAACUAUUAUUGAUGGAGCUUCUUUAAUUAAAGAACUUCUUAAAUAUAUUAAAAAAGGUCUCGUGAAACCAACAACACUUUUUUGUACAUUUGAUAUUCGGAAUUUAUAUACAAUGUUACCACAAGAUGAAGCACUUGAUAUUCUAGUUGAAUUUCUUCAAUUCUAUGGUUACACUAAAGUAAAAGGUAUUAAUCUCGAAACAAUUCGAGAAUUAGCUGCUAUUGUAUUAAAAGAAAAUGUUUUUGUCUAUGAUAAAAAAAUUUAUAAACAAGUUCUUGGUGGUGCUAUGGGUUCAUCAUUUACAUUAACAUUAGCAAAUAUUUUCAUGUGGAAAUGGCAAAAAGAACUUGUUCGACGACAGGAUAUGACAGAUGAAUUUUAUGGCCGAUACAUUGAUGACAUUUUUAUGACAUGGAAUAAAUCAGAAAAAUCGUUAAAAGAUUUAUUAGAUGAUGCAAACAAAUGGCAUCUAAAUAUUAAAUUAGAAUACAGCAUCGGUAAAAGUCUUCCAUUUCUUGAUGUUUCUUUUACAAACAAUAAUGGCAUUCUAACAACAUCGGUAUAUCACAAACCAGCUGCUGAAUCUUAUGUUGUACCAUUCAGAUCUGAUCGUCCUCGACAUGUCUUCGUCAAUGUUAUACAAACCAGUCUUUCACGUGCUCUAAGAUACUCAUCUACAUUUGAAAAUUUCAAUAAUGAACGACGCUAUAUUCAAUUAAGACUACUAUAUAAUGGGUGAGUCUUUCUUUUUCUUUAUUUCAUAUAUGUUAAAUUUCACUAAUAUAUUACUGAUUAGAUAUUCAUCGACAUUUAUUGAUAAAGAGAUUCAAAAAUUCUUCUAUGAAUAUACAUCUUCAAUGUCAUUUUUACCUAUUAUUGACAAUGUCGAACAAUUUUUCCUAAUGCAUAACAAACUAUUAGGCCAACCAACAUCCAGACAAUCACAAGUGGCACUAAGUGCAGCCACAGCCGACCUCGACAACGAUCAAACAGAUGACAUCAACAGUAAAUCGAAGAAAACAAUAAAUCAAAAUCCUGCUCAAAACCAAUACGAUGCACACCAAAUCAUCAUACAUUACACACAUGAGAAAAGAUUUCAAUCAAUGAAACAAGAUAUGCACAAAUUAUAUGAGAAAGUUUUCACGGACACACCGGUCGAACAUGUCAAAAUGAUAGUCGGCAACCGUAAUCGUCGCGAUGCAACACAUGAACUCAUUAGAAAAAAAGACCCACAAACAGACUACUACAGAACAGACCAAUUACUAGUAUGAUUCCAAAAGAUCAAAAAAUUUCUCAUCCAUACAUGAACAACAAUUAUUUUCAUAUUCUAGAACGACGAAAACAAGAACAAAAUCUCCGACAAAACCAUAUACCGACAACAACACAGCAACAACAAUAAUAAUCAACGAUCUGCGUACAAACAUACAAACCUACGAAACAAUCCAUGAACACAUAAAAAACAAUAAGCAUGUAAGGAUCUGCUCUAGAAAUACUAUGUUUCUUGAAAAAAAAAUAAAGAAUACAAAAAAAAAACAAAAUCCAAAUCCAACCAUCAAAAAAAAAAAAAUCCACAUAUAUAAAUUGAAUUUGUUGAGUCCCUUUGCUCGGACGAAACAUAUGUCAUGGCAGCUGGUCACAC